GGGAUAUUUGAAAUUAAACAGGCCAGGAUCGCAGCGGCUGAGGAGAACAGCGUCGUCCUCUCUGGGAAUGAAAGUAUAUAUUUUAAUGAUUAUUCUCGAAAUUAAACACCACACACGGCUGGUUCAGCGAAUGGUAGCGGGUUAUUAACACGGCGAGGGGGAAAUCAUCGCGUUUCUGUCGGAUUUGAGGAGGAUAUUUCGUGUGGAAUCGGCUGAAGGAGAAUAUGGAAACCGCUGCAAGAACCAAAUCGAGCAAAGACCUGAAGAUUAACCGACCUGAUAAUGAGAAGGUUUCUGCAGGCGGACCCAAGAGAGUCCCGGUGACCCAGAGCGGUCAGAAGCCCGUGUCGACGCGUGUUCUCAGCACGGCUCCGGGGCCGCAGCGCGUUCAGCGUCCCGUGAAUCAGCAGAAACCCAUCGGACUCCCAGUUUCUGUGAAAACCAUGUGUCCAGGAGAUCAGGACGUCAAUCCAGAUCAACUCAGAACCGCAACACACACCAAACCACAGCCAAAGUCGCUUGCUGUAGCUGAGCCUACGAAAAGUUCUGUACCCAGCAAACCGGACAAACCUCAGCAAUCUCCUUCCACUGGAACAUCCAAUAUGGCCAAGAAAGCGUGGAGUUUAGAGAAUUUCGACAUUGGCCGAGCUCUGGGCAAAGGCAAGUUUGGGAGUGUUUAUCUGGCCAGGGAACGUCAGACCAAGUUCAUCCUGGCACUCAAAGUUCUCUUCAAAAAGCAGCUGGAGAAAGCCGGAGUGGAGCACCAGCUGCGGAGGGAGGUGGAGAUCCAGUCACAUCUCAGACAUCCUAAUAUCCUGCGUCUCUACGGUUAUUUCCACGACACGGCGCGCGUUUAUCUCAUCCUGGAGUUCGCUCCUAAAGGAGAGCUGUAUGGAGAGCUCCAGCGCUGCGGGACCUUCGACGACCAGAGAAGUGCCACGUAUGUAAUGGAGCUCGCAGACGCUCUGAGCUACUGUCACUCCAAGAAUGUGAUUCACAGAGACAUCAAACCUGAAAAUCUGCUUCUGGGGUCCAAUGGAGAACUGAAGAUCGCAGACUUUGGCUGGUCUGUCCACACACCCUCCUCCAGGAGGUCGACGCUGUGUGGUACGCUGGACUACCUUCCUCCAGAGAUGAUUUCCAUGAAGAUAUUUUUCUGUCUGAUGUCAAUGUGUCUAUAUUAUGCAUCUUACGUCGUGUACCAUCUCUCUGAUUCUCUCCAGGUUGAGUUUACGUACCCUGCUCAUGUGAGCGAGGGCAGCCGAGACCUGAUAAACCGCUUGCUGAAACACAACCCCAUGCACCGUCUCCCUAUCCAGGGUGUCAUGGUGCACCCGUGGGUGCUGGAGAACUCCUGUAAGAAACCAACCACGCAGACUGCAGCCAACAACUAGGACCGAAUCCAUUCUUCAGACCUCAACUUGUGGAACAAAACAGACUGAUGUGUCCGUAAUUCAUCUUGCUGAUCUUUUCUGCCUCUCUUCGGCAUGACUUUCAGUUGUAUGUUGUUUUUACGUGUUGUGCUGUUCACACGCUACAAUUUACAUGCAUUUGUAAAUAUGUAAUUAAGCCACAUUGUAAAGUUUUAACCAUUACUUGAAACAAUAAAUGUUUUUAUUAUUACUUAUAA
Molecule: messenger RNA, 1630 nt
Organism: Sinocyclocheilus rhinocerous
Lineage: Eukaryota; Metazoa; Chordata; Actinopteri; Cypriniformes; Cyprinidae
Product: aurora kinase C-like
Exons: 9
Coding region: 225-1394 (389 amino acids)
Biological process (GO): protein phosphorylation
Molecular function (GO): protein kinase activity; ATP binding
Source: RefSeq, a predicted model, not a curated record